Molecule: messenger RNA, 435 nt
Organism: Daldinia childiae
Lineage: Eukaryota; Fungi; Ascomycota; Sordariomycetes; Xylariales; Hypoxylaceae
Exons: 2
Coding region: 1-435 (144 amino acids)
Source: RefSeq, a predicted model, not a curated record
AUGAUCCGUUCCAGCACAGGGAACAGGGUACGCAUACUAACACAAGACCCUGAUUAUGUUGACGAAACGAAGAAAGUCUUGAGGAAAGUCGGGUUCGAAGUAGUAGGGCAAUUUGGCGCUGGAGGCUUCGCGGAACUUGAUGAUGAAACUGUGGUAUUUACCGGCAUCGCCAAUGCACCUAUCAAGCAAAUCAUCGCCGACAUUGCACGGCCCGCCUUGAUCAUUGCUUUAGGAGAGGGCAAGACCUUCAAUGCUACGGAUGAACUGUAUGGAGAUCCAGAAUCUCCUCGUACGAAACGAAUGUGGCGAGAGUACGAAUCCUGGGACUUUCCAGUGGAGCCUACCGAAGCAAACUAUAUGGGGGAAAUGGACAAACUGAAGAUACAUGCCAGAAAUGCUACGAGAAUUACCAUUGACGAUCUAUUCUCUGAGUAG